UUUUUAUUUUUGAGUGGAAGUCGGUUAAAGCUUAAGAUUGUUGAGGGUAGGGGAUGGAAUCGGAUGGUAUAUGAAUGUAUUGCAGGGGUAGGGGGUAGGAAGGGUUUUGAAUCCUUUCAUUUUUCCAAAAUCAUUUUAAAAAUUUUCCAAUAUUUGAAUUAUUCAUUAUUUAAUAAAAAUGGUGCUCCUGAUUGAUGAAAUUGCUAAAAUUUUAAAAUGCAGUGUUACUUCACUGCGCUAUCAACUUAUUCACCCUUCAAAUCGUGAUAAAAUUUUAAAACAACUAAAGGGAAAGAAAUUAAAAACAACUUAUUUGGAUAAUAAUGGGAUGAGCAAAACUUUAUUUUUUGAUGAUUUGAGUCGAAAUGGAGCAAAUAGUAUUCUGGCUUAUGGACGACUUUCCUCACCUUUUAAUGUUAAUGUGGCAGCACAUUUUUACGCCCGACAUCGUAUACGACUCAAUCACCCUUAUCAUUUGUGUGUAGUUCAACGACAAACCCAUGAAGAUAGAUAUUACCCUUUGGAAUUAUUAGAAUUAGUGGAGGAAGAACCUUUAUCUGGCUGGAUGGCAAAUAUUUUUAUUGAUAAAACAACUCAAUCAACUUCUGAACAAUCUGAAAGGGAUUUUGAUGUAACAACACCUGUGCCUCUUUCCGACUACGAUGAUAAUCUUUGUUAUGGAGGAAGAAAAUUUAGCCAAUCAGAAGAUGACUUUGAAUACAUGCACGGCUGGUAA
Molecule: messenger RNA, 736 nt
Organism: Meloidogyne enterolobii
Lineage: Eukaryota; Metazoa; Nematoda; Chromadorea; Rhabditida; Meloidogynidae
Source: the annotation of a GenBank genome assembly